AUGGUUUCCCCGUGGAGCGUGCUUAAAGGGUCGUCUUUCGCCCUUAUCAACCUCGGCGCGCAGUCGGGCAGCGAGUUCGAUGGGUUCAAGUCGUGGACGGCCAGCGGCGCGCCCGCUAAGUGCUCCAAGUACUAUGGCGUGACGUGCGACGCGGAGGGCAAGAUCGUCGCCAUCCACGUCCCGUCUGCCCGUCUCGUGGGGCCCAUCGACGCGCUCUCCUCGCUCGAACAGCUGUACCGCCUCUCGCGUUCUCUCACUUUCUGUCGCCUUCUCUCACUUUCUGUCGCCUUCUCUCACUUUCUGUCGCCCUCUCUCACUUUCUGUCGCCUUCUCUCACUUUUUGUCGCCUUCUCUCACUUUCUGUCGCCUUCUCUCACUUUUUGUCGCCUUCUCUCACUUUCUGUCGCCUUCUCUCGCUUUCUGUUGCCUUCUCUCACUUUCUGUCGCCUUCUCUCACUUUCUGUCGCCUUCUCUCACUUUCUGUCGCCGUCUCUCACUUGCUGUCGCCGUCUCUCACUUUCUGUCGCCGUCUCUCACCUUCUCUCGCCGUCUCUCACUUUCUGUCGCCGUCUCUCACUUUCUGUCGCCUUCUCUCACUUUCUGUCGCCUUCUCUCACUUUCUGUCGCCGUCUCUCACUUUCUAUCGCCGUCUCUCACUUUCUGUCGCCGUCUCUCACUUUCUGUCGCCGUCUCUCACUUUUUGUCGCCUUCUCUCACUUUCUGUCGCCUUCUCUCACUUUUUGUCGCCUUCUCUUGCUUUCUGUCGCCUUCUCUCGCUUUCUGUCGCCUUCUCUCACUUUCUGUCGCCGUCUCUCACUUUCAGUCGCCGUCCCUCACUUUCUGUCGCCUUCUCUCACUUUCUGUCGCCUUCUCUCACUUUCUGUUGCGUUCUCUCACUUUCAGUCGCCUUCUCUCACUUUCUGUCGCCUUCUCUCACUUUCUGUCGCCUUCUCUCACUUUCUGUCGCCUUCUCUCACUUUCUGUCGCCUUCUCUCACUUUCUGUCGCCUUCUCUCACUUUCUGUCGCCGUCUCUCACUUUCUGUCGCCUUCUCUCACUUUCUGUCGCCUUCUCUCACUUUCUGUCGCCGUCUCUCACUUUCUGUUGCCGUCUCUCUCUUUCUGUCGCCUUCUCUCGCUUUCUGUUGCCUUCUCUCACUUUCUGUCGCCUUCUCUCUCUGUCUCGCAUUUCUCUGAUCUAG
Messenger RNA from Closterium sp. NIES-65, 1200 nucleotides. The record is from the annotation of a GenBank genome assembly. NCBI's taxonomy places the organism in Eukaryota, Viridiplantae, Streptophyta, Zygnematophyceae, Desmidiales, Closteriaceae.